Molecule: messenger RNA, 1931 nt
Organism: Anopheles aquasalis
Lineage: Eukaryota; Metazoa; Arthropoda; Insecta; Diptera; Culicidae
Product: ATP-binding cassette sub-family G member 4-like
Biological process (GO): transmembrane transport
Cellular component (GO): plasma membrane
Molecular function (GO): ABC-type transporter activity; ATP binding; ATP hydrolysis activity
Source: RefSeq, a predicted model, not a curated record
AACACAUUCCACCCUUAAAUGGCCAGCGUGCCCAUAGUGGCCGGACCGGAGUCGCCGGCAAUUAAUUUUCUCUUCGACAACGUCGUGUAUCGUGCCCGGGCCAGUGAGUCCGGCGGCGAUGGCCACCAUCGUCGGUCGUCACCCCUGUUGGCCGGCCUUUCCGGUCAGUUCACCGGUGGGCGGUUGACGUGCCUACUCGGACCCUCGGGAGCGGGCAAGACAACACUGAUUGACGUACUGAGCGGGUACCGUGAGCUCCGUGGUCUCCAAUCGGGGACGUUUCAACUCACCGGACGGGGGGCACCAACCACCGAUUCCACCCCUUCCCUGACGGCCACCACCAGACGUCAGCUUAUCGGUUACUGCCGGCAGGAGGAGUUGCUGUUCCCGGAGCUAACUGUCACCGAGACGCUGCGCUAUGCGGCCGCCUUUCGCCACACACCGGCCCGCAAUCACCGAAUGGUGGACGACACGUUACGGCUACUCGGUCUCGAUGGGCCCAGUGUCCGGAAUGCGCGAGUGGCGGUCCUAUCCAGUGGUGAACGGAAAAGGCUCGCGAUAGGGCUGGAGUUGGUCGGUGAGCGACGGAUUCUGUUUCUGGAUGAACCGACGACCGGGCUUGACAGUUGCACUGCACUGGCCGUCUUGAAGCACCUGCGGCAUCUUGCUGGCGGUGACCCUGGCUGCCCUCGGAUCGUGGUGUGCGUCAUCCAUCAACCGAACUCCGCCCUGUUCCGGCUGUUUGAGGAGGUGUUUGUGUUGCGCCGUGGACGCUUCCUGUAUCGUGGUCCAAUUGGGCUUCCCCUUGAGCGAUCGCUCGAGCAGGCCGGUGUCCACUGUCCACUGUCCUACAAUCCAGCCGAUUACGUCCUGGAGCUAGCGUGCCGGGAGGAGAGCGAUCCGGCUGUUCAGUGUUUAUUGGACGAAUUUGCACCUCCGCCAGGGGUCCCGCGGCCAGUUCCAAAGCUCACCACGGCUCUUAUUUCCCCCGAUGUCACCAAACAAACCCUGGGAACGGUGGCAACCGGGUGUCGAUUGUUACUCGCGAGAACACUGAUACGCUCCCGGCGUAGUCCGGCACUUCUCCUGGGGCGUGUGCUGUUCCAGAUCAUCGGUUCCGUCCUCUUCGGUCUCCUCAUGUACGGUGUCGCUAACGAUGCAGAGAAAACGAUGCAAUCCGUGUCGUCGGUGUUCGUGCAGCUGGUGAUGGUGUGGAUAGCGAACGCCACCACGACGGUCACGGUGACGGUCGCGGAACUGCCGAUCGCCGGUAAAGAGUACGCAAGCGGUUGGUACUCGACCGGCACCUACUUCCUCUCGCUGGUUGCCUUUCAGCUUCCUAUCACGGCCCUCGGUUCCGUACCGGCCGCCAUCAUCCUGUACGUGCUGACUACCGGUGGGUCGGCACUCGAAGAGGCCCCCGCUGGCGGUCCGGAUCGGCUCGCAAUGCACGUGCUCAUCAUGUUUCUGACGGCCUGCAUCGGUCAGUCGGUGGGCAUGCUACUCGGUGCACUGUUCCGGCUCGAGACGGCCAUCUUGAUGGUACCGUACGCCAACAUUACCUUCUUCUUCGUCAACAGCUACUUCGUGCGGGUGCGCGACGCCCUGCCGGUGGUGCAGGCGAUCGCCCGGUUGUCCUACUUCCAGUACAGCUUCGAAGGUGCCAUCAGUGCACUGUACGGGUACGGGCGGUCGGAUUUACCGUGCGGUGAGCUGUUCUGCUACUUUCGCAAACCGCGCAAGGUUCUGCACGUGCUCGAUGUGGCCGGCGAUCGGUUUGCGCUCGAUGCGCUCGUACUGGUGCUCUGGAUUGUGGCGCUCAAUCUGGCGCUCUACUUCGCGAUAAGAAGCCGCCUCAGAAGCUGCUUUCAAUAAAUCCUUCCCACCGGCACCGGUUGGCCAAUGAUGGCCGCGUGUGUCCCGUGGCUUAA